AGCUGGGUUUGACGAGUCCUCGUCCUUAACGGGUUGUACAACUGGCUAUAACGACAUGGGAAGCCCGAUGGACUUUUUCCAUACAGGUGAGGAAGCUCACGGGGGGGUGUGUGUACCCGCUCGUGAGCGGUUGCUAAGGUGGAGCCAUUACGCUCUGUGUCCCUACGCACUGCAGGAAGUUGGAUUUGCUGGCUGUGCUGCGGUUUGUUCGGAUUCCACAAGUUUAGUUUUCUGUUUUCUCUUCUGAGAUGUUUGAUGGACGGUCCUGAAGGAUUAAUAGCCUGACGGAGGUUUUAACAGUUUCCUCGGUGUUGCCAGCUGCCCCAUUCCUGUCGUCCGACUUUUGUUGACGCGUUUUCGUUUCCAGAAACAAAAGUCGUCAUCCCGGGACGCCUGUGACCAGCUCAGUGAAAAUGUCCCUCGACGGGAAAGAACCACCUGUCAACGACUCUCCUCCGAUCAGCCUGCAGACCGCUCUGGAGGAGUGCAUGGAGGCCCUGGAUCUGUUCCUGAACAACAAGUUCACGGAGAGCCUGGACAAGUUGCGGCCACGGUUUAAAGAGAGCAUGUACCACGCCCUCAUCUACGCCACCAUUCUGGAAAUGCAGGCCAUGAUGACCUUCGAGCACGAGGACAUCGUCAACGCUGGCAGCACCAUGAAGAGCGCGCAGGAGGUGUGCCAGAGGUUUCGGAAGAAGUCCACUGUAGUUGGCUCCAUUACAGGUCUCGUCAACAAGUCGUCUGGUGAUGCCUUUACGGAAGAGGAGAUCCAUGCUGAGGCUUGUUACGCAGAGUGUUUGCUUCAGAGAGCUGCGCUAACCUUCUUACAGGAUGAGAACAUGGUGAGUUUUAUCAAAGGAGGAAUGAAGGUACGCAACAGCUACAUGAUAUACAGGGAGCUCCAUAGCUUCAUCCAGGCAAACAAUUUCCCCAAAGGACCCAACCACAUCCAUUUGGAAGGAGGAGUUUCACUGGGGAUCGGUGCCUUCAACUUGACACUCUCUCUCUUUCCUGCUCGGAUUCUGAAACUCCUGGAAUUCGCUGGGUUCUCUGGGGACAAGGAAUACGGCCUCACCCAGCUGCAGGAGGGAGCCACCUCUCUGAACCUGCGCUCCAUGCUGUGCGCCUUGCUGCUGCUCUGCUACUACACCUUCCUCACCUUCAUACUCGGUACAGGGGAGGGUGAGGUAGCUGAUGCUGAGAAGCUGCUGAAACCUUUCCUGCUUCGGUACCCACGGGGUGCCAUCUUCCUGUUCUUCGCAGGCCGGACUGAGGAGAUCAAGGGGAACAUAGAUGAGGCAGUGGAGCUGUUUGAGGAGGGCUGCAAGGCCCAGCAGGCUUGGAAGCAGUUCCACCACAUGUGCUACUGGGAGCUGAUGUGGUGCCACACCUACAAGAGGGUGUGGAAGAUGGCCUACUUCUUUGCCGACCUGCUGAGCAAGGAGAGCCGCUGGUCAAAGGCCAUGUAUGUAUACAUGAAAGCUGCCUACCUCAGCAUGCUGCCCCGGGAUGAAGCCAGGCCCUUUGGGGACAAUGAAGUGGAGCUCUUCAGACAGGUGCCCUCAUUCAAGCAGAAGAUUGCAGGCAAGUCCCCCCCCACAGAGAAGUUCGCCAUCCGCAAGGCAAGACGCUACAAGGCCAGCAACCCCGUACGGCUGCCCGUGCCUGUGUUGGAGAUGAUGUACAUGUGGAACGGCUUCACCAUGAUCAGGAAACGUCCGGAGCUGACAGCAGGGAUGAUGGAGACUCUCCUGGAAGCAGAGCGCACUCUUCAGGAGGCACCAGUGAACGAGUACACGGUGGACGACAGGUCUGUGAUCCUGUUGUUGAAGGGACUGUGCCUGAAGAACCAGGGCCAUACGGAGGCAGCGGAGGAAUGCUUUUCUCAGGUCUGCAAGAGUGAGAAGAAGAUCAGAUAUGACCAUUACUUGGUUCCCAAUGCCAUGCUGGAGCUCAGCUUGCUGUAUAUUGACGUAGGCCGCAAGGAGGGAGCUAUCAAACUGCUGCACCGUGCCAAAAACAACUACAAGGAGUAUUCCAUGGAAUCCCGGACGCAGUUCAGGAUUCACGCUGCUCUCUCCAAAUUAAAAGCCAACGAUGUGGAUGAGGUCACUGAGCUCUGAUGGACAGAAGUGGCUCCCUGACCAGAGAUACAGCAGACCAGAUACCCAAGGAGAGCCUGGUUAACCUCUUUUAGGGGGUGGGAGCUGCCUUCUGAAGUCUUUUGAUUGGUCAGCAAAUGAAAGGCCUGCCUGCAAGUGACAGCUCUCCACACCUCACCUCACACCUCAGCCCUGUGUUUCACAGGCUCUUUCCUCUUCCUUAGUGAUUUACUCUGACAGAUCUUCCUUAUUGUCUGUUGCACAUUUAUGCUUCUCAUGUUUACAGUUUGUAUCACUGGCAUUGUACAGUGUGGAAAACCUGUAUGAUAUCCUUAGAAUGGAGCACAGAGGUGGCAAGGAUGGUAGAAUUUAGGGUGGAUAGGUAGUUCAGGUGGGUAGCUGCGUCAGGAUGCGUAGGCCUGAAAGGUUUAUUCCAUGCUGAAAAGAGCAUCAAAGAAAACACAAUGUUUCGGCAUGGAAUAAACCUAUUACUUGUUCCUUUAGUGUGGAUAGUCUUCAUUCAUUGAGCACCUUCUUGCAGGUCUCCUGUCUCAUUUCUACAUCGCUUGAUGGCACCAUUUCUUCAGGUUGCACAGGUUCUGGUUUUAAGAACAGAGCUUGGACUCAUGUGCACUGAGCUCUUGUUUGCUUGGCCGAGUUGGGUCAGUAGUCCUUCCAGUCUCGGCUCCAGACUUGAGAUAUGCCGAUAUGGAUUCUGUUCCCAACAGCUGUAACAGGAGAUUGAUUCACCUGAAUUCCCAACUGCAGAGCCUCCUUUUCCUACAGGCUAGUGGAGGAAAAAAUGUUUGCUCUCCCUGCAGAACGUGCCAAGAGCCUGACUUUUUAAAAGUUUUUGCAGUGUU
Messenger RNA from Lepisosteus oculatus (spotted gar), 2965 nucleotides. Its product is annotated as tetratricopeptide repeat protein 39A. Lineage: Eukaryota; Metazoa; Chordata; Actinopteri; Semionotiformes; Lepisosteidae. The record is from RefSeq and is a predicted model, not a curated record. Gene Ontology annotation, molecular function: protein binding.